AUGUCCCGCCAAACCACCACCGCGCAAAAGCCAUCGUCGAAUUGGCUUGCUUUGAAGAAGAAACUACCAUCCGACUCGAGGAAAUCUGUAACACCACCACCCAAGAAGAAACGCAAGACUGGACAUGAAAGCGAAGACACAUCCGAGAUCGCCUUCAUUCGCGGAAAGGAUAUCUCGUCUUUUCGCUCUGUUACACCGACGGUAGAUGAGGAAGACCUCCAAGACGGAGACCCCAAGGCUGUCAUGCGCAAGAUGAUCGCAGGCGCGCCCGUACACUUGCCCAACCACCAGCAACCGGGGAAAUACCUCGCACUUGACUGCGAGAUGGUCGGCGUCGGGCCUGAGGGCAGGGAGUCCUCACUGGCACGCGUUAGCAUCGUGAACUUCUACGGACACGUCUUGCUAGACGUAUACGUGCGCCAGCGAGAACGAGUGGUGGACUACCGGACACAAUACAGUGGUAUUCGCCCGAGCGACAUGGUAGACGCAAAACCAUUCCCAGAGGUACAGCAGCAAGUCGCCGAUCUACUGAAGGAUCGAAUACUGGUGGGGCAUGCCGUUCACAACGAUCUCAAGGCGCUCUUCCUCUCGCAUCCGCGACAGCAGACGCGCGACACCCAGGUGUACGCGCACAAGCACAAGGUCGUCAAGACGAAAUGGGCAGCGCUGCGUAAUCUCGUUCAACAAGAGCUCGGUGUGGCAAUCCAGACCGGGGAGCACUCUAGUGUCACCGACGCUCGCGCGACUAUGGCGGUCUUCCGCCUGCACCACAAAGAAUGGGAGAAGGGCCAACGCCCAGACGGCCCUCUAUCCACGAAGAAGCGGAAGCGCGCCGGAAGCGUGCCUGAUGCAACGCACGCCACUUCCAAGUCCAUCACGAAAGUCUCUGCCACCGUAGCGAGCGAGUUCCCGGGAGGCGGCCGCAAGGGCGUCAGCUCGGGCCUGUCGACGAUCGUCAAGCGGAAGGAGACUGUGUCGACGAAGACGAACGACAAGUGGUGGACGAAGCUGGGUUGA
Messenger RNA from Rhodofomes roseus, 1017 nucleotides. Its product is annotated as ribonuclease H-like domain-containing protein. Gene Ontology annotation, biological process: rRNA processing. The transcript is spliced from 6 exons. Lineage: Eukaryota; Fungi; Basidiomycota; Agaricomycetes; Polyporales; Fomitopsidaceae. Gene Ontology annotation, cellular component: nucleus. The coding region runs from base 1 to 1017 and encodes 338 amino acids. Gene Ontology annotation, molecular function: 3'-5' exonuclease activity; nucleic acid binding. The record is from RefSeq and is a predicted model, not a curated record.